AUGGCUGUCACACCCUUGACAGAUGGCUCGGAUCGUUCGAUAGAUGCUAGAUCCAUAGUCACUCUGAUCAUUUUCUUCGUUGUUAACGCUUUGGUGAUCUGGCCCUUCAGUAUACCAUUACCAUUGAUCCUCUCAAGGUCUUUCGAUAAUCUUCUCAAGAGAACAUCAAGUGAACUGCCUUCCAAGAGAGAAGGGGUGAUUUCGUCAGACUCGUCAUCACCCGCACCGACACCCUCGCCCCUAGCGAGAAAUUCAGAAAAUGACACGAGAAUACCUGAAGACAAUAUCUGUCCCGCUCCAGUAACAAAUACAGGUGAAAAUGAUACUUUCUCAUUACGUUCCAAAUAUCGAUUCAAAAGAUUAUAUUUCCCAGUCGAUCUCAGAACAGCACCUGUCAUUGGAGUUUUGAUAUUACUAGCAUCAACUUGUAUACCUGGACCAGUCGUCAAAAGGGGUAUAAUAGGUAGUGGAGGUGUAAAACCUUAUGAUGUUUUGACUUUGUUCAUUUGUUUUGCAUACAUCUCCAUAUCACUCGACACGACUGGACUUUUACGUUACCUUGCUUUUCUAGUAGCGUCCAAAUCGACUUCACAUGGAGGUGGAAUAACACUCUACAAUUCAUUCUAUUUGUUGUUCGCUUUGAUCGGAUUAUUUUUCGGUAACGAUCCGUUAAUAUUAUCUGGAACACCUUUCCUAGCGUAUUUCACAGAUCACGCAUCAAUCAACCCAUCAACAUCAUUUAUUUUCACUCAUUUCCAAGUUGCCAAUCUCGUUUCGGCUUUACUGGUCUCAUCAAACAUAACCAACUUGGUCUUAACCUCUGCUUUUGGAAUUAGUUUCUUGAGUUAUUCGGCUUGGUUAGCAUUACCAACCAUAGCCAGUGUGAUCGUCUUAUACCCGAUCUUAAGAUGGGUUGUUUUCAGGCAAAAAGGUUUAAUACCAAAAACGAUACAUCCACCAACCAUCAAUCCGAAAGACGCCUUAUUAGAUCCUUCAGGAGCGAUAAUAGGUGCAACGAUAUUCAUCAUAACGGUAAUUGCAUUAGUGGCCCUCAGCGCAGUGAAAUUACUGGAAGGUACAGAAGGAGUUUGGACGGUCACUCUUCCUGCGGCUAUAAUAGUGUUGAUUAGAGAUAUCAUUCGAGAUUGGGUGAACCAUAAGGAUUCGGUAUCAUUGCAAAUAAAAGAGAAUAAGAAGCACGACGAGAAAUUUCCUGAAAGACGGUCAUUCAUUGGCCACUCUCAGCUUGCUAUACCUGCUAGACCCGAAUCUGAUGAGCAUCCUCCUACCAGCUUCCAACAAACCACGCUUGCUCCCGGAAAGAGAAAUCACGUCAAACCUGUUGGACCGCUAUUUUCUCUCACUUCCCGUUUCCCAACUGUUUGGUCUAUCAUCUGUCGAUUACCUAUCGCGUUACUACCAUUCUCAUUCUCAUUUUUCAUACUGGUAGAAGGUCUUCAACAUACCGGAUGGAUAAGAGUAUUUGGAAAUUGGUGGGGCGCAUGGGAAGAAGUCGCAGGUGUUGCUGGGAGCGUUUGGUUAAUGGGUGUAUUAAGUGUCAUAGGAUGUAAUAUUUUCGGCACGAAUAUAGGAGCUACAAUUCUGCUUGCCAGAGUAUUACAAUAUUGGGCUACUACUAGAACAGUGUCUGACAGAUCGUUAUAUGGCGCGGUCUUCACCUUGGCCGUAGGAAGUAACUUCGGCGCAUACUCGUUUGUAUUUUCCGCUUCAUUGGCUGGAUUAUUAUGGCGUUCCAUCUUAUCUCAAAAAGGCAUUGUAAUCACUUUAAGAGAAUUCAUGAAAUGGAACUUGUUACCUAUGAUGAUAACGAUGUUAGUGGGUUGUUUGAUCGUAGCAGGAGAAGUGUGCGUGAUAUACAAGAGUUAG
This is a messenger RNA of Kwoniella shivajii, 1887 nucleotides long. RefSeq lists its product as uncharacterized. Gene Ontology annotation, cellular component: membrane. The transcript has 5 exons. Lineage: Eukaryota; Fungi; Basidiomycota; Tremellomycetes; Tremellales; Cryptococcaceae. The record is from RefSeq and is a predicted model, not a curated record. Gene Ontology annotation, biological process: transmembrane transport. The coding region runs from base 1 to 1887 and encodes 628 amino acids.